AUGACUAAUCCUAAUCUUCUUGAGAGACAGCUCACCCUAGAGUUUUGGGAGGUUAAAUUUCUACCUGUACCGACCUUGGAAACGUGGAAAUCUAUUGAAAACGUAUUUUCGGAAAGAUGGAAUUUCCCAAACUGUAUCGGUGCCAUGGACGGAAAGCUAAUUGUGAUAGAGUUGCCCGGUAACAGAGGUUCCUUAUUCUUCAAUUACAAGAAGACUUUCAGUAUUGUGCUGAUGGCACUUGUGGAUGCCGACUACCGAUUUAUUGCAAUGGAUGUCGGUGCAUACGGUAAAAACAGUGAUGGGGGGAUUUUGGCCAACUGCGCUUUUGGAAAAGCAAUAGAUGAUGGCAGAUUAAGUGUACCACCUGCUAAGCCUCUGCCCGGCACUAAUGUGCCAGUACCUCACGUAAUUGUGGGUGACGAGGCAUUUCCAUUGAAAAAAAAUAUUAUGCGUCCGUAUCCAGGGUCUCAACUCAAAGAUGACGAAGCUAAAAGGAUCUUCAAUUACAGAUUGUCCCGCGCACAAAGAAUAUCCGAAAAUGCAUUCGGAAUUUAA
This is a messenger RNA of Neodiprion virginianus, 555 nucleotides long. RefSeq names its product protein ALP1-like. The coding region runs from base 1 to 555 and encodes 184 amino acids. The record is from RefSeq and is a predicted model, not a curated record. Lineage: Eukaryota; Metazoa; Arthropoda; Insecta; Hymenoptera; Diprionidae. The transcript is spliced from 2 exons.